Messenger RNA from Crotalus tigris (Tiger rattlesnake), 2194 nucleotides. RefSeq names its product cytochrome P450 1A5-like. The record is from RefSeq and is a predicted model, not a curated record. Gene Ontology annotation, biological process: hormone biosynthetic process; progesterone metabolic process. Lineage: Eukaryota; Metazoa; Chordata; Lepidosauria; Squamata; Viperidae. Gene Ontology annotation, molecular function: heme binding; oxidoreductase activity, acting on paired donors, with incorporation or reduction of molecular oxygen, reduced flavin or flavoprotein as one donor, and incorporation of one atom of oxygen; iron ion binding. The coding region runs from base 191 to 1741 and encodes 516 amino acids. The transcript is spliced from 7 exons.
GCUUUAACCCAGCGAAGUUCUGCGCUGCGGUUUAAUCCCCGGGCAUCUUCUCUUCGCCGGAGAAAGCGGAGCGACGCCGGACUGAAGCCGUUUUCGGUGCCGGGCGAGCGAAUCCAGAGCAGGUCGGAGGUCCGCGCCUCGAUUUCCCCCGUUUUUUUUCCCCAACGUGGGCUGUGGCUUAUUGAGGACGAUGAAGUCGGUAUUGAUCGGAAGCAAAAACAUGGUCUCUGUCCCAGAAAUCCUGAUCGGCACUACUGUUUUCUGUCUCCUGCUGCUCCUCUUCAGAAUUCGGCAACGGAUCCCACCAGGAUUAAGGAAGCUACGAGGGCCGAGGGGGUAUCCCUUGAUUGGAAAUAUCUUAGACCUGGGAAAAAAUCCUCAUCUGUCGUUGACCCAGAUGAGCCAGAAGUAUGGAGAUGUCAUGUUAAUCCAUCUUGGCGCAAAGCCAGUGGUGGUGCUGAGCGGGCUGGAAACCAUCAAGCAAGCCCUAGUGAAGCAAGGGAGCGACUUUAGUGGACGUCCAGAUCUCCACAGCUUCAAGUUCAUUGGUGAUGGUCAGACCUUCACCUUUGGGAGGAAUUCUGAGGAAAGCUGGCGCACUCGCCGAAAGCUGGCCCAGAAUGCGCUCAAGACCUUUGCGACCUCAACAAGCCCAAACUCGUCGACUUGCCUGCUGGAGGAGCACAUCUCCAAAGAGGCAGAGUACCUGGUCAUGAAAUUCCAAGAUCUGAUGAGAGAGAAGGAGAGUUUUGAGCCCUUCCAGUAUAUAGUGAUCUCCGUAGUCAACGUCAUCUGUGCCAUGUGCUUUGGGAAGCGUUACAACCACGAGGACCAAGAACUUCUGAAGAUAGUGGACAUGAACAAUGAUUUUGGGCUGGUGGCCUCAUCUGGAAAUCCAUCGGAUUUCUUCCCAAUCCUCCAAUAUCUUCCCAGUCGCAGCAUGGAAGUCUUCAAAGAUCUGAACCGGCGAUUCAACAUGCUGGUGGAGAAGCUGGUUAAAGAACACUAUGAGGCCUUUGACAAGGACAACAUCCGAGAUAUCACGGACUCCCUCAUCAGCUUCUGCCAGGAUAAAAAAAUGAACUUAAAUGGCAACAAUGCACUCAAGGAUCAGAACAUUGUUGGUAUCGUCAACGAACUCUUUGGAGCGGGAUUUGAUACGGUCACUACUGCUCUCUCCUGGUGCCUUCUGUAUCUGGUGACUUACCCAGAAACCCAGAGGAGAAUUCAAGAAGAACUAGACCAAAUCAUUGGAAGAGAAAGGACACCCAAACAAUCUGACCGUGCCAUGCUCCCUUACUCUGAAGCUUUUAUCUACGAGAUGUUCAGGCAUUCGUCCUUCAUUCCCUUCACAAUCCCGCACUGCACCACUAGGGACACAGUUCUGAAUGGCUUCUAUAUUCCUAGAGAUGUUUGUGUGUUUGUGAACCAAUGGCAAGUCAACCACGAUCCGAAACUUUGGAAUGAGCCUUCUGUUUUCAACCCGGAACGAUUUCUUGCGACUGACGGGACAGGAAUCAACCGAGCAGAGUGUGAAAAAGUGAUGGUUUUUGGCUUGGGCAAAAGGCAAUGCAUUGGACAGAACAUUGCAAAAUGGGAGGUGUUCCUGUUUCUGACCACUUUGGUGCAAAAACUGGAAUUCACCCUGUCUGGCACAGAGAUGAUGGAUCCAACUCCCGAGUAUGGCCUGACGAUGAAGUAUAAGAAAUGUGAACACUUCCGGGUCAAAUCCCGUUUCUAGCAAGGGAGAGCUGGAAAGAGUGGAGGGUGACCUCUGUCCAAGAAGGGGGGCAAGGGAUUACUUAACCGAUAGGAUUUAUUGCUUGGUUUGAUGUGGCUCAGCUGCCCACAACGAUGUUACUAGCUUGCUGCAAAGAAAAAUGGGGGAUUUAUAUCUCGUGUGUGUGUGUGUGUGUGAUUUCAUGAGAUCUUUUAUUAACACAGAAUAUCCUUUGAAUUGUCUCGGAGCCUAAGCUGAUCUAAAGAGGCACUUCAUUCGAAUCCGCGAAUAAUCCUGUGAUGUGGGUGGCUAGAUAGUCCACACUGAGUGAAAGUGUUUUUCCAGCAUGGAGUUAUAACAAUAAUAGUAAUAAAGUUGGAAGGGACCUUGGAGGUCAUCUAGUCCAACUACCUGCUCAGGUAGGAAACCCUACACCAUUUCAGACAAAUGGCUGUCCAGCCUUUUUUUAAAAAA